This is a messenger RNA of Cryptotermes secundus, 1452 nucleotides long. RefSeq names its product eukaryotic translation initiation factor 6 (gene eIF6). The transcript has 6 exons. Gene Ontology annotation, molecular function: ribosomal large subunit binding. Lineage: Eukaryota; Metazoa; Arthropoda; Insecta; Blattodea; Kalotermitidae. The coding region runs from base 171 to 908 and encodes 245 amino acids. The record is from RefSeq and is a predicted model, not a curated record. Gene Ontology annotation, biological process: maturation of LSU-rRNA; maturation of 5.8S rRNA; ribosomal subunit export from nucleus. Gene Ontology annotation, cellular component: nucleolus; preribosome, large subunit precursor; cytosol.
GCAAGUUGUGCAAUAUCACAAUAUCAAUAUAUGUGUGUGUCGAGCGCUGUGUGAAGGUAUAAGCGUUUGCGUAAGAACUGUUUUAAAUUUUCACGUGGAUCGCUGAAUUUCUUGUUACGAACCGGAUUGAAUAUAUAUUUCCUGGAAUUGGGAACAUUCUUGUUUUAGUUAUGGCGAUUCGUGUACAAUUUGAAAAUAAUAAUGAAGUUGGAGUUUUUUCCAAGUUAACGAAUUCUUAUUGCCUUGUUGCAAUCGGGGGAUCCGAGAACUUUUACAGUGUAUUUGAAGCAGAACUCGCUGACACAAUUCCUGUGAUACAUGCAUCAGUUGCUGGCUGUCGAAUAAUUGGGCGAAUGUGUGUUGGAAAUAAGAAUGGACUUCUAGUUCCCAACUCCACCACAGACACAGAGCUGCAGCACUUGAGGAACUCUUUGCCAGACACAGUUUGUGUGCAGCGUGUUGAGGAGCGGUUGUCAGCACUGGGGAAUGUGGUGGCUUGCAAUGACUAUGUCGCACUUGUGCAUCCUGACUUGGACAGGGAGACUGAGGAAAUCCUGGCUGAUGUUCUCAAGGUUGAAGUGUACCGCCAGACAGUUGCAUCAAAUGUUCUGGUUGGUUCAUAUUGUGUCCUCUCAAACCAGGGUGGGCUUGUGCACCCACAUACGUCCAUUCAGGACCAAAAUGAAUUGUCCUCAUUGCUUCAAGUUCCACUUGUGGCAGGCACAGUUAACCGGGGUUCUGAGGUGAUUGCUGCAGGCAUGGUGGUAAAUGACUGGUGCUCCUUCUGUGGCAUGGACACAACAUCAACUGAACUGUCUGUGAUAGAGAGUGUCUUCAAGUUGAAUGAAGCACAGCCUUCUGCUAUAGCAACCACGAUGCGGGCAUCUCUCAUUGAAAGUAUGUCAUGAAGGGACAAAUGCCACUGAACGUGCUGGAAAUUUUAUGAACUGUGAAAUAAGAUAAAAAGGAAGACUCUCAUAAAAUUUAUGCUAAGGUGUUCAACAAGGACAGCAGCAUCUGCAAGAAGAAGAAAUUACAGUUGAGAUAUUUGUGUCUGUGUGUGCAUGUUUAUAUAAAAGAACAGUAAGUCGUUAAACAGUUGUUCUGAUGAACCACAGCUUUUCCAGUUAUGCAGUUCCGCAGCCAUCAACCAGCCAAGUUAACUCCAUGGAGCAGAGUGUCUGAGAAAGUAAUAAUCACUCAACUAAGCACGAAGUUGCCCACCUUUCAUGGGACUUGAAGGUUCAGUGCCACAUACACAACUGUCACUGAUCCAUAUCUUGAUUCAUUUCAGUCCAGACCAGCCUGCACUCUUCCACCCUAUUUCUUUAAGAUCCUUUUUGAUAUCAUUUCAUCUAUUUCUCACCUCUGUUCAUGUGCCCUGCCCACCUCAUCUUCCUUAUUUUCAUCACCUAAAAGUAAUUGUGGAAGAAUAAAUAGUGAAGUUACAUA